AUGGAGCAGCAGCGGGUACGUUCACGUGAAGGUGUCGCGGUAAUCCCUGGAGUUGCAUGUGUGUGUGUGCUCAUGGCCGGAAAGCUUGGGAAACCACCAUGGCAGCCGACCAUGGUGCUUUCCAUAGUGUACAACUGUUCUGUCACCACCCGCCGCCAUAUGGUGGUGGCUGUGUGCAAAACAGGAGACGACGCACCGUCCAUCGGCAUUGACCUCGGAACAACGUACUCAUGUGUCGCCGUUGGGAAGAAUGAUCGCAUCGAAAUCAUUCCUAAUGCUCAGGGAUAUAGAACGACACCGUCUUGUGUUGCUUUCGUUGAUGCAGCACGUCUCAUUGGCGAUGGCACCAAGAACCAAGCCACCAUCAACCCUACUAACACCAUAUUUGAUGCUAAGAGGUUGAUUGGAAGAAGGUUCAGUGAUUCCAAAGUGCAAGAGGACAAGAAAUUGUGGCCUUUUAAGGUGAUAGAAGGUCCUUCCGACACACCAAAGAUAGUCGUCUCCUACAAAGGUAAAGCCACGGAAUUUUUGGCGGAAGAAAUUUCAUCAAUGGUUCUUGGAAGGAUGAAAGAAAUUGCAGAAUCAUACGUUGGAAAACCCGUGAAAGAUGGUGUGAUAACAGUCCCCGCUUACUUUAACGAUCCACAGCGUCAAGCAACAAAAGAUGCUGGCACUAUUGUUGGACUCAACGUCAUUAGCAUGAUCAAUGAACCUACAGCAGCUGCAAUUUCUUAUGGUCUAUAA
Messenger RNA from Lactuca saligna, 744 nucleotides. Lineage: Eukaryota; Viridiplantae; Streptophyta; Magnoliopsida; Asterales; Asteraceae. The record is from the annotation of a GenBank genome assembly.